CAAUUCUUCCGCUCGAGGUACACCGCCGUUUCUUUCCAGUUCGCAUUCACGAUACCUGCAUAUAACCUAGGAAACCCACAGAAAAAGACCGAUCCCCUGUCUAUACGACAAACACCGAAAGAUCUUCAAUUUCCGAAAGGAACCGGUCAUUGUCGGAGGAACAAUCCAAAAAGAAAAAUCUCGACACAGAAUCUCCAAACACCCCCAGCCCAUACGCCCAGAAAAAAAAACAUCAACACCAACAACACGUCCAACAACCAAAAACAAUAGUCACAGAGAGAAGGACAAGAAGAAGAGUAAGAAAAAAAAAAUGGCAACAUCAUCAUGGCCACAACCACCGCGAAUCCCCACCCCGCAAAAAUCCCAAAUCCAAACCUCAACCCCCUACGCCUGGCCGCACGACGCCUCCCUCUCCCCCAGCACAACCGCACUCAUAAUAAUCGACAUGCAACGCGACUUCCUCUCGCCAACCGGCUACCUCUCCCUCCAAAACCUACCCCUAACGCGGUUUUCUUCCCUGAUCCCCGUGCUGGUCUCGCUCCUGUCGACGUUCCGCCGCGCAGGGUUUCCAAUCUACCACACGCGCGAGGGCCACGCGGCGCAUCUGGGUACGCUGACAUCGCGCGAGCGCCAUCGGAGCCGGGUGAAUGGCGCCGAAGUGGGGAGUAGAGGGCCGCUGGGGAGGUUGUUGGUGAGGGGGGAGAGGGGUCAUGAUAUUGUGAGCGAGUUGACGCCGUUGCCGUUGGAGGCGGUUAUUGAUAAGCCUGGGCGGGGCGCGUUUACGCAUACCGAGUUGGAUGCUAUGUUGAGGGCCAAGGGAGUGAGGAAUUUGGUGGUUUGUGGGGUGACGGCGGAUGCGUGUGUGAGUAGUACGGUGAGAGAGGCGAGUGAUCGCGGCUACGAUGUGUUGGUAGUCGAGGAUGGGGUGGAGAGUGUGAGCGAGGAGUUGAAGAUUUGGAGCUUAGAGUCGAUCAAGGUGGAAGGGGGGUUGUUUGGGGUGACGGCGAAUAGCAAAGACGUGAAGGAGGCGGUGGAGAUGUGGAUGGGGAAUAGAAAUGGGCAAUGA
Messenger RNA from Periconia digitata, 1066 nucleotides. The record is from the annotation of a GenBank genome assembly. Lineage: Eukaryota; Fungi; Ascomycota; Dothideomycetes; Pleosporales; Periconiaceae.